UGUGAAAUUGUUAGCUGUCCGUCCACAACAACAACAACAACCGCACCAGCAACGACAUCCGAUUCGAUUGUUACUCCUGCCACCAACCACAUCAUUGAUGCGCAAAAGCAACCGGCAUUCACCCAGCACUCGCCGACCUCACAGUCAAUCUCAUACAGCCACAAGACUCAACGCAUCACAUCACCUCCCCAUCCUUGCACUGGACCCAGAAGCACACACACACACACAAACAGGAACACAGGUCAUGUUGCCGCGUCCUCUGUUCGUGGCUCGCCGCGCCAUGUCACAGCUCUCCGAGCUGACGCAGGUCGGGAAGCUGACAAACAAGCAGCCCUCUACCAUGACAUACAGCCCAGGACAGUUCUUCCUCCACUCCUCACUCGGGUACCGAGGCGUCGUCGUCAUGCCUUUUGAAAGCAUCCUGCACAACUAUCCUCCAUCAUCGUGGCCGGACGAAGAGAAGAAGAAGCUGCUGACGCCCGUGGAGGCUUCGCGCCCGUCCAAGUCGACCUUCUAUCAGGUCCUGACCGACGCCGAGGACUCGCGGCAGCACAAGCGCAUCGGGCUUGGCACGCAGACGUGGACACCGCACCAGGGGGUGGUGCAGAGCCUGGACCUCGUGUCGCACGACGAAAUUAUGCCGUACAUCCCAACACGACAGCCCGGCAGCUCGGCAGAGCACGUGCUGGACAACCCGCUGUUUGACACGCUGUUUGCAGUGAAGCCGCUCAGCGAGCGAAACAGCAGCGGUGGUAGCAGUGCUGGUGCUGAUGCUGGUGCUGGUGCUGCCGGUGUGGACAGCAGCAUGGUGUCGGCGGUGCCAACAGCCGGACACGAGCGGUGGCUGAAGAUGAUGACCCCAUCCUUUGCAAACAGGCGCUCGUACUCGUGCACCACACACGAUGUGCAAGUCACUAUUUUGCCAUUCUUCGACGCCAUGCGCCCCCACGACAACUCCAACUCCGCCUCCUCGCACAAGGCAUAUUCCUGGUACUACAAGGCGAUUAUCCAGUACUUUGGAAGCGGCGCUGUGCAACUCAUGUCAAAGUGGUGGCAGGCAAUCGACGCAAAGGGUCAUCGCGAUUUCUUCCGCGGGCGCGGGAUUCUGCGCCAAUUCCCCGUCUUGACGCCCGAAGAGCCGACAUUCCAGUUCACGGGACACGUCUCGCUCGCCACGGACAGGGGACUCAUGGGGGGCUCGUUCACAUUUGUUCCCGUCGUUGGUCCGAGCGACCCGCGACCUGCGCCGCUGCUGGUGGACGUGCCGACCUUUGAGCUGGAGCGAGACGACACAACAGACAGCACCCUCACUCAGCAGUACUGAUGCUGCUGUCAUUGUGAUGGUGAUGACGGGUGCUCAUGUGUUGGUGAUGCCAGUUGAAACACACGCCCAUGAUGUGAUGGCGCGUGGAAAGAAGUGGUGGUGGUCUUCUUCCUUUGUACAAAACACAUGCCACGCUGUGCCUUGAUCAUUUGAUCGCCAACAGCAUUCUUUCAUGUUGAUGUUGGUCGUUCCACUUUCUUCUUGAGUGCACUUAAUGGCGGCUUAACUGCGUGCUCACACAAGUCUCGCCUUUCUUUGUCUUAUCUGCCAAUUGAAUCACACCCAACCUCUGUCACGUCGUGCGUGCCAUGCUUUCCACCCCCCUCAUGCUGACCCUCUCGUGUUAUUUUUUUCAACAAUGGUGGUGUGCGCUUGGCUCAAGCACGUCUGGCGCACACACAUGUGCAAGUUUGCAAGUCUUCCAUGUGCCGUAUACACUUGGUU
Salpingoeca rosetta is the source of this 1768-nucleotide messenger RNA. RefSeq lists its product as uncharacterized. Gene Ontology annotation, biological process: error-free translesion synthesis. The transcript is spliced from 9 exons. The coding region runs from base 98 to 1324 and encodes 408 amino acids. The record is from RefSeq and is a predicted model, not a curated record. Gene Ontology annotation, cellular component: nucleus; mitochondrial nucleoid. Gene Ontology annotation, molecular function: DNA binding. NCBI's taxonomy places the organism in Eukaryota, Choanoflagellata, Craspedida, Salpingoecidae.